Cooperia oncophora is the source of this 297-nucleotide messenger RNA. NCBI's taxonomy places the organism in Eukaryota, Metazoa, Nematoda, Chromadorea, Rhabditida, Trichostrongylidae. The record is from the annotation of a GenBank genome assembly.
AUGGAAAGUGCAGGCGAUGAGUUGAUUACGAUAACAACUAUACGGGACCUUCGGCCCGAGUCUCAAACUACGAGGGUCGGAGCAGAGCUCGCUUCUUUCCCUCAGUCCGCUCUUCGGCUCAAGUAUUCGGCUGACUGGGAUUUCGCUUUGCUAUCAGUAUUCCUGCCAUCGUUCCUAAUUGUGGCACUGGUAUUUUUCGCGCAAUGGAAACGACGAAAAGUUCAGGUUCUUGUUUCGUUGGCGGCAAUAAUGUGUAUGCUAAUCUUGGUGAGUCGAACGAUUUCACUUCUUGAGUAA